Molecule: messenger RNA, 1512 nt
Organism: Cladocopium goreaui
Lineage: Eukaryota; Dinophyceae; Suessiales; Symbiodiniaceae
Source: the annotation of a GenBank genome assembly
AUGGCGCAUGCCGUGGGACUGCUGCUGCUGGCGGUAAGAUGCAGUGCUGCACGGCCCAAUGUGAUUUGGAUCAUGGCUGAUGACUUGGGCUGGGGCGAGGUGGGACUCUAUCCGGCCGAGUCGGCCCAUGGCCGGAUCGCCACACCCAACUUGGAUCGCUUCGGUCGGGAGGGCCUCGUCUUUCGACAGGCCUAUGCUGGCUACACCGUUUGUGCUCCCAGCCGCACUGCCUUCUUCACAGGAAGACACAGCGGCAGGUUUCGGGAUCUGGGUCUCGAUGGCCAAGUGCUGCACCCCGGCGCGGCCAAUCUGACGCUGGUGCCGGAGCUGUUCCGACAGGCUGGCUACCGCACGGGCGCCUUCGGCAAAGUGGCACCCUUGGCAUCGCCGCUGGAGCAAGGCUUUGAGGUCUUCGUGGGACAAGUAGAUCAAGCCUUGUGCCACAACAUGUAUCCCAAGAAGAUUGACAGUGGAGUGCAGCAGCUGAAUUUCGAGCUGUCGGCAAACAUACAUUCGCCCGCGCCCAGCAGAGAGCGAUGUAUGGAAAACCCCAAAGGCUACAACUACACCAUCGAUGUCUUCCACGACCAGGCGAUGGCUUGGAUGGAGGAAGUGGUAAAGGCUCCCACGGCCUUCUUCCUGUACCUUAGCUACACCGUGCCGCACGCGGGCGGCUGGGGUGAUGCUCCGUCGUCCCCGGAAGAUGGCAACCCAGUGCCCAGUGAUAUGGCCUAUGGAAAUCAAUCGUGGCCGGCGGUGGAGAAGGACCAUGCGGCCGUCAUCAGCUACCUGGAUGCCAAGGUGGGUGACCUCUUAGCGCGUUUGAAGUCGCUGAAGAUCGACGAAAAGACCUUGGUCUUCUUUGCCUCGGACAAUGGCGCGCAUAAGGAGGGCGGACAUCAGAUUGCCUUCUUCAACUCCACAGGCGGCCUCUCGGGCCACAAGCGCAGUCUGUUGGAAGGCGGCGUGCGCUCGCCCAGCAUGGUGCGCUGGCCCGGCGGUUUGGCGAACCCUGGGCGGAGCUCGGAGUUGCCAUGGGCCUUUUGGGAUGUGCUGCCCACCGUGCAGGACCUGCUGGGUCUGCCACUAUCGCCCUCCACGGAUGGCAUCAGCAUCCUGCCAGAGCUCUAUGGCCAAACUCAGAAGCAGCACGACUACCUCUUCUUCACCUGGAUUGGAGUCGGAGGUCGAAUCUGCGACCAGCUGAGACGGCUUCCUGGCUACAGCGUACGAAGCGGACGAUGGAAAGGGCUGGUGCCACAUUGCGAGGACGAGUCGAGCUUGCGGCCGAGUCAAGCGGAUGCCAUGAGGCUCUAUGAUCUUCAAGAGGAUCCAGUAGAGAAAAGAGAUGUGUCUGCAGAGCAUCCAGACAUCGUGAAGAAACUCAAGGACUUGGUGAUCUCUCAGCAUUUGAGCUGCAUGUGCUACCAGUGCGGCUUCGCGGUCAAUGAGACGCCGGUGUGUAAAAACGGCCACCAGGAAGUGCAGGAAGUGAAGGAAGUGACAGUUUGA